Messenger RNA from Hevea brasiliensis (rubber tree), 2216 nucleotides. Its product is annotated as probable glycosyltransferase At5g03795. Gene Ontology annotation, molecular function: glycosyltransferase activity. The coding region runs from base 395 to 2080 and encodes 561 amino acids. The record is from RefSeq and is a predicted model, not a curated record. NCBI's taxonomy places the organism in Eukaryota, Viridiplantae, Streptophyta, Magnoliopsida, Malpighiales, Euphorbiaceae. The transcript is spliced from 4 exons.
UUAUCAAACGUACACUGUACAGAUAAGACGAUGGGUGGACAUUGAAGAUCAAAAGAAGACCACACGUGGAAAGGGUAAAAUUGAAAAUAGGAAAUUUUGCAUGGGGAAAGCCCAAUCUACAGUGCUUCUUGACGACGCUGCUUGGCGUGGAGGGGGGGGACAACAACUGCUUACCAAUUGUUCAACUAUUUCUGCUCUUUAAUUAAGGUCAAGAAGAACUUAAAGAAAUGGCUAAGACUUAAAACAAAGUCUUGAGUUGGUUUCAGUUGCAAACAGAUUAUAGUCUAAGCUAGCUGCAGAGUAGGAGAGCACUUGAUCGAAAACAGAUAUAUAUAUAUAUAUAUAUAUAGAGAGAGAGAGAGAGAGAGAGAGAGAGAGAGAGAGAGAGAGAGAGAUGGGGGAUAAUUAUAAUUAUGGGUCUAGAAAAGGGCACGCAUGGAGGUUUUCAUCAUCAUCAAUAAAGCUUUUGUUGUUUAUGACGCCAUUGAUUUUGGUUUCUGGGUUUGUUGCUAUUUUGGGACCAAAAUUCUCCAGUUGGAAGUUUUUAUCUGGCCAUCCUUUGUUGAUGGGAUUUAGUGCAGCUGAUUCUUUGGACAGUUCUGCGCCAGCUUCUUCACAUGCAAAAGAGAAUAAUGGAAGUGGAGUACUGGAUUUGCUUCCUAAAGAAGCGAUGGUGGGGAUGGAAGUGAGAGUUCACUAUGCAGAAGAGAAGAAGGCUCUUGCUGAUGAAUACUCUGCCCUUAACAGUUCUUCUUCUCCCUCUACUCCUCCACCUGUUCUAGAUUUUCAGGCUGUAGACGUUCAAGAACAUAAUGCAAGUGAAGAAGAAAAAGACUUGGAAAUUUCAAGGAACGAAACUACCAUUGCUUCCAUGGAUCUUUCGAUCAAAACCAGACAUGAAAAAGAGCAUUCCAGUUUAGAAAGGCUCGAAGCUGCUCUCCAAAUUGCUCGUGCUGCAAUUAAAGAUGCUAAAUUUGGAAAUCAAUCGCGAGACCCUGAAUAUGUUCCAAUGGGCCCUAUGUAUUGGAACUCCAAAGUCUUCCACAGGAGUUACUUAGAAAUGGAGAAACAGUUUAAAGUCUUCGUCUACGAAGAAGGAGAACCACCGGUUUUUCACAAUGGUCCUUGCAAGAGCAUAUACUCCAUGGAAGGAAAUUUUAUUCACAGGAUGGAGAUGGAUGACCAGUUUAGGACCAAAGAUCCCAACAAGGCACACGUCUAUUUCCUUCCCUUUAGUGUAGCCAUGAUGGUUCAGUUCGUCUAUGUUCACAAUUCGCAUGAUUUUGGUCCCAUUAGAAGGACUGUAAGAGACUAUGUCAGUCUCAUUGCUGGAAAAUACCCCUUCUGGAAUCGAAGCGUUGGAGCUGACCAUUUCAUGCUUGCUUGCCAUGAUUGGGGGCCGGAAACUUCAUUUGCCAUUCCUUACCUUGAAAAAAACUCGAUCCGUGCGCUAUGCAACGCGAACACAUCAGAAAGAUUCAAUCCCAUGAAGGAUGUAUCCUUUCCAGAAAUCAAUCUCCAAACAGGUACUACAAGAGGCUUGAUAGGUGGACCAUCUCCAUCAAGACGAUCAAUCUUAGCCUUCUUUGCUGGAGGGGUUCAUGGCCCUAUAAGGCCAAUCCUACUUGAGCAUUGGGAAGACAAAGAUGAUGAUAUCAGGGUGCAUAAGUACCUCCCGAAAGGUGUAUCUUACUACGAAAUGAUGAGAAAAAGCAAGUUCUGCCUUUGCCCAAGUGGUUAUGAAGUUGCAAGCCCGAGAGUUGUCGAGGCAUUUUACGCAGGAUGUGUGCCAGUGCUGAUUUCCGACCACUAUGUACCGCCUUUUAGCGAUGUUUUGAAUUGGAAGUCAUUCUCCGUCGAGAUUCCGGUGAGCGAUAUCCCUAAUUUGAAGAGAAUAUUGAUGAGUAUAUCUACCAGGCAGUACAUUAGAAUGCAGAGAAGAGGACAACAAAUAAGGAGGCAUUUUGAGGUUAAUUCUCCACCUAAGCGGUAUGAUGUUUUUCAUAUGAUUCUUCAUUCAAUUUGGCUCAGAAGGCUGAAUGUUAGAAUCUCUGAUAAUCAACAAGCUAUCACCAGUUGAUUGAAGAGCUAGACCUUGAUGGGUGAUCAAAAUUAGAGAAUUCCUUCUAAAGGAACUACUGCUGUUGUUAUUGUAACUUGUACUUUUAGGCAUCCGGAUUCUUAUUUUAAAUAUUUGCAUUAAUAUUUGUUCAUAA